Messenger RNA from Klebsormidium nitens, 796 nucleotides. NCBI's taxonomy places the organism in Eukaryota, Viridiplantae, Streptophyta, Klebsormidiophyceae, Klebsormidiales, Klebsormidiaceae. The record is from the annotation of a GenBank genome assembly.
CCAGGCUCUUCGUCCAGUUUGGUAUCAGUGACUCCGACUUGAAAGCCUGGCUUGCAGAACGCAUGAACCUUGCAGAGAACUCCCUGCAACUUGGAUUACGUCUUGGGUAGCUAUUCUAGAAUCUUUGAUCAGAAAGUCGAAGUGUAAGAAAAGUUCUUGCUAAGAAAUCAAGAGACGAACAACCACUUCGUACUUGUCAGCUGCCCGCCUUGCAACUAGUAACAAAACUAAAAGCAGAUCAGCAAGCAUGGCUGACCACCCGCGCGGAGCCCCCACCCCUACGAGGGCGGAGCUGAGCACCACGACCGGGGUUCCCCCUCAGGAUCAGGAGGCAGCCAGGAAGGGCCACGAGGAAACCAGGGAGGCCUUCCCCGAGCUAGACGCUUAUGAGGGCAACAUCCAGAAGCCCAACAUGCAAGAGACAAGAGAGGCCGGAACAGCGGAACGGAGAGCGCAGCUAGCAGAAGAAAGGAAAGGAGAGCUGCAAGGAAUUGACCAGUAAUUGAGGCGAUGUACAGAUUUGGGGUAUAUUGAAACGAAGUAUAGUAGCUUUAGUAGUUUCGGGCCACCUUACUUGGCAUUUUUACCAGCGAAAUGCCUGAUGUCUAGACGUAGGUAAAACUUGACUUGAAGUGUGUAAAGUACGUCGUGCACUUGAUGAUUUGUGUGCAAUGAAAUCUCCUUACAGCGGAUGUUACACAUCAAAGAUUGUAAAGGCUUUCUUCAUCCAACUCUAAAGUGGUUUACUCGACCCGGCAGCAUGUCUAUGUUGAUCGAUAGAGAGCUUGAUUUGUCG